UCCGUACUGGCAUUUCCCACAACAGGUAAGUGGGUCAACGUAUAUAAACCCAAGUUCAAGGUAUCUAAGAAGCAUUUGCAGUAGUUAUCUUCCGACAAGUGCAUGUCUGUCUACCUGUUGUGACUGUCUGUGAUUUAGUAAAAGAAUUUUUAAGAUGUACAAGCAAUCAGUUGGAUGGGCCCUUUUCGCCCUUCUAGUCAGCAGUUCGAUAGUCAGCACAAUAUCGUUUCCCUCAGACGGCGGCUUCGUCCCCGUCCGAACCCCCCAACUGCCCGCCCAAAGGAUAGAACGUAAGUUCGCCGAAAAGCCGAACGCUAUCAAAAAAGUAGCCCUCGAUGAUUUAGAUGACAUCCAAACCAACCAGAUUUCCGAAAACGGAGGCGGCGGCUUCUCCUGGUCUAACCUUCUAGGUAUGCUAAUGCAGAUGAUCUUCAGUCCCGGUGGUGGCGCCCACCAAGGCCCCAACAAAUCUGAAGGGUUAGACGAUACAGGCGUUGCACCUUCCCCAUGGGCGAAUUUACUCUCCGUUGGUCUUAAAAUCCUCACGGCAAUUCUUGGAGGAGGCGCAGGCGGAAACAGUGACGGAAUUGACAAAGUUGACAAUGGGUCUCCCAUGCAGGGAGUUCUGGCGGCGAUUAUUUCAACGGUGCUUGGAUCUAGGGACCCAAAUCAGGUCAACAUGAUGGCUAAACAAGCUGGGGAGUUCAUCAACAUCGUGGUGAAUCUCUUGGACGCUUUGAAAACAUCCUUCUCUCACCGCUCUAUGGCAGCGAGAAACAUCGGCAAAAAGGACUCGAUCAGUGACGCCGCCGUCGCCGGAAUUGCCAUGAUGAAGGGUUACGUCAGGUCAUUAUCCACCGCCGACAGCAAAUGCAUGCAGAAAUACAUGUGCGUUGCUAACAGCGAAUGCUCGACAGAUGUUGGCCAAAGCUCUCUCUUCUGUCACCUCGGAAGUUAUGCCGCUAGCUUCAUCUUGGACAGAUCGACGAGCUCCACCACAUUUGAUUUACUCUACGAAGCUGGGAGACGAGGAAGAUCCGGUGAUAACUGCCGUCAAGCGUACUUGGAAUGUAACGAAGUUUGAAAUUCCACUUUAGAAUCACACAUAUCCAAAAUGAGCAAUAAUUUAUUUGUAAAAUAGUAUUUAUUUGUUGUUUCAUUACAUGACACAUGAUUUUAAUCGGAAAUCGAUGGAAAUCAAGGACUGGUCCGAGCUUUGUUAGUGGAUGCGGUUAUUUUAUCAUUUUUGAAUGGUUGCAUGAAUGAAUGACUGAGUAGCGAAUGGGGUUCAUGUACAGUAUAAAUUAUAACUCGAUUACAAUAAAGUUUAUUUAUUCAUUAAAA
Molecule: messenger RNA, 1344 nt
Organism: Tribolium madens (black flour beetle)
Lineage: Eukaryota; Metazoa; Arthropoda; Insecta; Coleoptera; Tenebrionidae
Exons: 6
Coding region: 155-1084 (309 amino acids)
Source: RefSeq, a predicted model, not a curated record